Messenger RNA from Phaeodactylum tricornutum CCAP 1055/1, 1433 nucleotides. RefSeq lists its product with no specific name. Bases 96 to 1433 code for a protein of 445 amino acids. The record is from RefSeq and is a predicted model, not a curated record. Lineage: Eukaryota; Bacillariophyta; Bacillariophyceae; Surirellales; Neidiaceae. The transcript has a single exon.
CUUUGGCUGAAAUGAACGUUUGCAUUCCUGAUCACAGUCACAACUAACUGUAAGAGGUCCAGGGCAAGCUUCGCAACUAUAAGCUUCCAUCCGAGAUGCAUCAGGCCACAACAUUAAGAUUACAAGGUAAGAGAAGCCGGAGAGCUCAAUCAUUCAAUGUCGCCAAGACAAAGAUUGUCAUCUUCUUCCUAUCUGCCUUUUGGUUGUUCUCUUUCGUGAAUCAUCAGUCUUCUCUGUUGUCUCUCCACACGCCGUCGCAUGCUGAGAAGUGGGAUCCACUGAGUCUUGCAUCAGCCGCAAUUGUCGCUCAAGAUCCCGUUGGGAAAGGGUCAAGGGUCCCCGACCAGGUGGAUCUUUUGCGAGCGGCUGCUCAAACUCAGCUGGAGAGACACUCAAAGAUAUCAAUUGACAUCAUCAGUGUUGGCUCUCACGCGAGACCAAUAUACCAAGAAGCACAAGAAAGAUUUUUUGGACCAAAAGAUUCCGUCAGAAAUUUUUUUCGAAUAACUGAGGAGGACGACACCGAAGCAGAUUGUUCCAGCAAGUUGACCACCUCGCAAUUGGAAAAGGUCGUCACCUUCUGCAAGUCUCGUAGUCGUGUGCUAGGAGAGGAAUUUUUUCAUUUGAAGCAAAUGGCGACUCAUUAUGCACGAGUACAAUGGUUGAAUAAAAAAGCCAACGCAAUUGGAUGGCUUUGCGCUCAGAAACGGCCCUUUGAUGGCCUUGUGAAAGCUUUAGGCGCAUACAGGGCGCAAGGUACUCCCGAUUAUUUGUUGGUUUUGGACGACGAUUCUUGGGUUAAUAUCGAUCAAUUGGAGGUGAGUCUUCCAUCAAUGUAUCCAGCCAAAACUCCCUACGCUGUGGCGGGGUGUAUGCUUCGCUCUCGGGUGCGGGAACACAAUUUUACGUUUCCCUACGGAGGCUGGGGAAUGAUCUUUAGCCGAUCCGCAAUUGAAAACCUGAUGAAACCUCUAUUUUGCUACAACACUACCGACAGAAUAGAGGAUGAAUUUCUGCGGUUAGCCUGUUGGCGUCUUUCGGAAAAUUCUAUUGGUGAGCAGAAAGUUUUUCGAGAAGGCAUGAGUGUGGCGCAACUCAUGCAUGCAUAUGUGACGGAUCAGCCAUAUCAGCAAGUCGAUUCUUGGAAUUCCGUUGGCUAUUGCUUGCACAGCGACUGGGUUUGGGGAUACUUUGCAAAUUUUUAUCACAUUUCGGUGCAUGCAAAUACUCCUUAUUUUUCUCAGGUUCUUGAGGAUCGUUUACAAGGAUUCAACGGUUCCGAGAUAUACACAGGAAGGCGAACACCGGCAAAUGACCAACUAAGGCGAGAGUGCCGGAACGAAGGCGACGAUAUGUGUACGAAAAACUCUAAUAUUUGUCAUUAUGUGACUCCGCAGCAUAUGGAGAAACUGGCUUGGCAGCUCUCGCGCUAA